Messenger RNA from Penicillium vulpinum, 213 nucleotides. RefSeq lists its product as uncharacterized. The record is from RefSeq and is a predicted model, not a curated record. NCBI's taxonomy places the organism in Eukaryota, Fungi, Ascomycota, Eurotiomycetes, Eurotiales, Aspergillaceae. The transcript has 2 exons. Bases 1 to 213 code for a protein of 70 amino acids.
AUGCACCUGCAUCACAACCUACAACCCCCUGUUUUUGUGAACGAUAUCAAUAUGACCACUCUAUCCCCACCCGCAUCAGCAGAGCCCGCGCCCCCUUGGCGAGAGGACUACACAUUUAUCUGCCAUAGGUAUAGAAAGCCGAGGCUAGAGGCAGAGGAAUACAUCAAGCGGCACAGCGAGCAACUCGAGAAGGAAGUUCUGGGACAUAAGUAG